UUUCAGAGAAACACUUAGGCAUCUACAUCUUCUCCAACCAGUACUCAAUCAUCUGAUGGCAGACAGACCUUACCUUUGACCAGUUGGUCACUCAGUGCCAGACUGCUAUGUUCAAAUACUAUGAAAGCAGACCAAAAGUACCACUCUAUGACCCAGCUGUGACGAGGAACUUUUGUGAGAAGAAUGCUCCUGGGCUUUUUGAUCUUCUACUGAGGUCAAUAACAAGCGAUGACAACAGAGUAUUGCCUGAUAGGAUGUUCCUACAAAGGCAAAGAACAGUUUCACUGUUACACAUUCUAUCAUACUUCAGAUUUGUGAAGACAUGCCAGCUGCAAAAGGACAGUGGUUUGUACUCAUUGCUUGGUGGAUUUUCAUUACAGGGAUUGUCCCCUGGACCAGUGCUAGGCUUCUCAGUUAAUCCCACAACCGUCCAGAACAUGAAGACAUAUAUGGCCAAGACCCACAGUGAUCAUGUUACUAAACAACUACAACAAGUUAAUGCUGUAUGUACAUACACAAGACACAACAUUGAUACACACAGUUACACAUACUUAGGGUUCAAGAAUAAGGACCAUGCAACAAAAUAUAAUUAGACACAUUUUCAUUUUUCAGCUUGACUGCUUCAUGAUAAACCUUCUGGAUGAUUAUCACAAUAUCUACUGCAAACAUGUUCCAACUGACCUACAAAAAAUCAAGAUUGCACACAUGGCCUCCGCUAUGCUAGACAUACAUUCACACAUCCCAGAAGUAAAGAGAACCAAUGUCAACCCACAUCGACAAGUCAAAGUAAACUUCAGGGUAGUAGUAGUAGUAGUAGUAGUAGUAGUAGUCUUUAUUUCCACAAGAUAAAAAAU
Stylophora pistillata is the source of this 854-nucleotide messenger RNA. RefSeq lists its product as uncharacterized. Lineage: Eukaryota; Metazoa; Cnidaria; Anthozoa; Scleractinia; Pocilloporidae. The record is from RefSeq and is a predicted model, not a curated record.